Molecule: messenger RNA, 2419 nt
Organism: Xylaria bambusicola
Lineage: Eukaryota; Fungi; Ascomycota; Sordariomycetes; Xylariales; Xylariaceae
Exons: 5
Coding region: 1-2355 (784 amino acids)
Cellular component (GO): nucleus
Source: RefSeq, a predicted model, not a curated record
AUGCACACAGUGACUGGGAAGAACAACGUGGAAGAUGCUGUACCAAAGGUAUCGGAUUUGCUUCGGCUAGAGCAGAAACGUCACUCAGUAGUUCAAAGCAGUCCGGGGACACUUGGCCUGGUAUGUAAGUCUACUACAGUAACCUCUAGUCAAGAAGACGGAGGGAAAGCCAAGGUUCCCAUCUUGGGCCUCGUUCAUGCAACGAAGUCGAGAAGUCUUUCACAGCCGCCUUCAAUCGAAGAUGGCCCACAGAGAAGUUGUUAUGAAAAUCAUAAAGAGACCUCUUCGGUGGCAGCUCGAUGGGUAAGUUGUCAGGCGGGCUUCGUGGGCACCCUAGAUGAGGCCGUGUCAUCGCCCAGAACCCAGCCGACUCGAUCGACACGUUCGCUGGCGAACUCCGCUGCUUCAAUCGGGACGACACCUAGCGAUCACCUACCUGCACUUCAGAGUUUGAGCUCAACGGACAAUGAUGGGCUUAAGCCACUAGGUACAGAAGAAAUCGACCCAACAUGUUUUGAUCUAGUAGCACCACCGGAAGCGCCUCGACAUCAGUCCUCCAUUGAAACUAGUUCAGAGCUGCUCAUGUCCGCUGAACAUCUAAAGAUCAUCUUCGAAGAUCCAAAGCAAAUGCAGAAAUUCACCCAGUUUCUCUACACUCGGAAACCAGAAUCGGUUCCACUCCUAAACCAUUACUUGAACUUGGUUAAAGCGUUAAAGGCAAUUGAUUAUUCUAAUGCCAUCAUAAGAGAGUUGGCUCCAAUCAACAGAGCGCCGUCGAUCGAGCUGCCCCUCAUCAAAACCAUCAGCAAGUUGUUGAUGGGUAAAGCCAAUGAAACGUUUAUGGUUCUUGUACAAGAGGAGCUACCCGCUUAUGUUACUCAUGUAUGGGCUCGGAUUGUGAAGUCGACGAUUAAACAGCGAGUCAAAAGCACUUUGCCACCUUUAUUACUCGAGCUAUCGGAGGGACUUGCUGAGGUUUUUUGCUUGACAGAUCCAUCCAGGGACGACCAUCCGAUAAUAUUUGCCAGCGAAGCGUUUCAUAAGGCUACUCAGUAUGGGAAAAGGUUUUCUCUAGGCCGUAAUUGCCGAUUUCGGUACGUAUCAAAACCUGUUGUACCGAUUGUGAGACCCGGUGUCAGGAGAAAGAUCUAUGGUUUUCCAAAGCUGACUGUUGCCACAGUAUUUCAAGGCCCUAAGACGAAUCGCUGUAGUGUCCUGAGGCUGAAGGAGGCACUUGCUAUAGGCAAAGAACACUGCGAAACCAUGUUGAAUUACAGGCGUGAUGGAUCAGCAUUCAUGAACUUACUUAUGAUUGCACCCCUCUACGAUAACCGUGGCAACAUCCGCUACCAUCUCGGAGCUCAAGUGGAUGUCUCAGGGCUUCUCAAAGAAUGUGCUGGUCUAGGAUCAUCAAUAUGGGAGCUCAUAACACAGAGGCAUGCCCAGUCCGACACUUACAGUGGCGAUUGUCGUCAGGAAAUUGAAGAUUCGCGCGCGAGCAAAGACAUUCUCGGUGAUCUCGCUGAGAUGUUCUCCCUCAGCGAAUUGAAAAUUGUUCAAGGAUUAGGCGAAACGGGGCACGACAGGCACAGCGAAAAGACGAAUAGUGUUGGCCAGUCCAGCUCAGGCACAGACAGCAAGUUACAAGUCUUUAUCAAAGACGAGGCAAUGGCCAUCGAAGCGCCCAUGGCCAACUCCAUCUCAUCAUCUGGACUUACCCCGCUGACCAGUUCCUCACUUACGGAACGCUCCCAGGGCAUGAUCGAACACUACCUUCUCGUGCGCCCGUUUCCGAGCUUGAGCAUCCUUUUCGUGAGCCCCUCGCUACGAGUCCCAGGGAUUCUGCAAACACCCUUCAUGUCGCGGAUUGGAGGGGCGCAGAGCACACGAGAUACCAUAACGCAAGCCUUCAAGGACGGCAGCGGCGUCACGAUCAAGGUGCGAUGGCUCACACGUCCCCUCGCAGCCGGACGCAACGCAAAUAUCACCACCACCACUUUGAGCCCUGACCAGGGGCGGAGCCGCUGGGUACACACGACGCCUCUGUUUGGCGUCGAUGGCGCCAUCGGCGUGUGGAUGGUCAUACUUGUAGACGGCGAGGAGAAGCAGAGGUUGCUGAGCGCUCCGCCUGUCGACCUAUGCAAUAUGGAAAGACGACGGCCAUUCGACGUCAACACCGGCACGGAGCAUAGAUCCACGUCCUGGGCGUCCGAUGAAGUGCAGUUUGUGGAUGCGGACGGCCUAAUUGUGGAACAAGACGACCCUGAGGUCGCGCGCGUACAUCGAGCCUGCGAAGUCAAACUGGGCGAGAAUGGGCACGAGUCUUUUAAUCUCAAGAUAACGGAGUCACCAUGAGCGCCAUUCUUCCAUAUCCUGCACUACACACCUGAAACCCCCUCCUGAAAUGAGUUAAAUUCGA